Messenger RNA from Dendrobium catenatum, 1569 nucleotides. RefSeq names its product glycosyltransferase BC10. Lineage: Eukaryota; Viridiplantae; Streptophyta; Magnoliopsida; Asparagales; Orchidaceae. The transcript has a single exon. Gene Ontology annotation, molecular function: glycosyltransferase activity. Bases 195 to 1268 code for a protein of 357 amino acids. Gene Ontology annotation, cellular component: membrane. The record is from RefSeq and is a predicted model, not a curated record.
AAAGGGUUUGUGGUUUCGAAAAUGACAGGCAUCACAGAAAUCCUCUUCCCCGUCCAACCUCUUCACUGCUUCUUCCUUCUCCGCUUCUGAGAUUCGUCUCGUAAUCCCCAAAUCUCGCUUAAAAUUGCGAGGAUAAUCGUUGGAAAACCCUAAAAAGGAGAAAUUUUUGGGUAAAUCUCGGGCGGUUUUCGGCGAUGUACUCCUCCUCGCCCUUCGUCGUUUCCGUCGUACUUCUUCUCUCGCUUCCCUUCAUCUUCUUGUUCGCGCCCCGGAUCCUCCCACCGAAGACGCUUCCGGCCAUUCCCGAACCCGACGAGGCAGAUGAUCUUGCCCUGUUUCGCCGCGCGACGCUCGCGUCCGUGGAAGCCGCGGGUGGCGGUGCCGGGGUGCGCCGACGGUUGUCUUCUCCUCCCAAGAUCGCGUUCCUGUUCCUGAUCAACUCCGACAUAGCGUUCGCCCCCGUUUGGGAACGCUUCUUCCACGGCCAUGAGCGGCUCUUUAACGUCUACGUCCACGCCGACCCUGCCGCAGAACUCGUCCUCCCGCCGACGAAAUCAUUCCGGGGACGCUUUAUCCCAGCGAAAGCGACGCAGCGGGCAUCUCCUACUCUUAUCGCGGCGGCGCGCCGCCUCCUUGCGGCGGCGUUGCUUGAUGAUCCGGCGAACGCCUUCUUUGCCCUAAUUUCUCAGCACUGCAUACCUCUCCAUUCUUUCCGGUACGUUUACCACGCGCUCAUCUCCGACCCCGGCGUCCCGUCCCCUGCAGCUCCCCUUCACCGCCGACACCGCAGUUUUAUCCAGAUAGUGGCCGAUGAUCCUGUCCUUCACAAUCGCUACAUCGCUCGAGGAGACAAUGCGAUGCUUCCUGAGGUCCCCUUCGAACGAUUUCGAGUGGGUUCCCAGUUCUUUGUCCUUGCUCGCCGCCACGCCCUUCUCGUUGUCCGUGACCGUCGACUCUGGAAGAAGUUCCGAAUGCCAUGCCUGAAGAAGAUGGAGUCCUCCUGCUACCCAGAGGAACACUACUUCCCCACGCUUCUCGAUAUGCAGGAUCCCGAUGGUUGCACUCGAUAUUCUCUUACCAGAGUGAAUUGGACUGAUAGUGUUGAUGGACAUCCCCACACCUAUCUUCCUGCAGAGAUCUCCGGUGAUCUCAUCCUCGAUCUCCGGCUGUCGAACUCCACCUAUUCCUACCUCUUUGCUCGAAAGUUCUCGCCUGAUUGUCUCAACCCUUUGCUGCACAUUGCCGAUACUGUCAUCUUCAAAGAUUAGUUUGCAGGUAACCAAAGAUUGAGUCAUGGAGCCGAAAAGAUAAGCAUUGGUUGCUGAAAGAAGGCUUCUUUCGUCUUAUAAUGUUAUUGCUGUAUGGAAAUAGAGGGAGAGUUAUCUGUACAGUAUGUAUAUUUUUCAUCUUUUCUAUAGUUUUUAGAUUUAGAUGAAGGAAUUCUCUGUUAUCCAAGCUUGACUUAUUCAGUUGAAGCGUUUCGCAGCUUGAAGCAUAAAUAGCAUUAUCCCAGCAAAUUGGGCCUGUCCAAAUACAUUUUUCAAGUGAGAAAAUUAAGUUUUUUUGUCU